AUGUUCUCCAAGACCAUCAUCGCUGCCGCGUUCGCCGCCCUCGCCGUUGCCGCUCCCCAGCGCUACCAGAACAAGCCCCAGGUCGACGACGCCUCGGUCAAGAGCACCGUCGCCACUUGGUACGACCUCGACUCGUACUCCGAGAACGACGGUUACCCUAACCAGGUCUACUGCAACUCGGACAAGUACCACAACGACUCCCCCAUUGCCGCGAUCAAGGGCGGCAAGAACCACUGUGGCCAGAUGAUCCGCGUCACCAACAAGCAGACCGGCAACUCGAUUGAGGUCCCCAUUCUUGACGAGUGCGCCGGCUGCUCGCACGCCGACCAGGUCGACCUCCCCAAGUCGGUCUGGAACGAGCUCAACGCCGGUGUCUCGACUGGCAUGCUCGACAUCGAGUGGCAGUUCAUCUAA
Messenger RNA from Cutaneotrichosporon cavernicola, 414 nucleotides. RefSeq lists its product as uncharacterized. The transcript has a single exon. Gene Ontology annotation, biological process: defense response to bacterium; defense response to fungus. Lineage: Eukaryota; Fungi; Basidiomycota; Tremellomycetes; Trichosporonales; Trichosporonaceae. The coding region runs from base 1 to 414 and encodes 137 amino acids. The record is from RefSeq and is a predicted model, not a curated record.